Molecule: messenger RNA, 1395 nt
Organism: Durio zibethinus
Lineage: Eukaryota; Viridiplantae; Streptophyta; Magnoliopsida; Malvales; Malvaceae
Product: thiamine thiazole synthase 2, chloroplastic
Biological process (GO): thiamine biosynthetic process
Source: RefSeq, a predicted model, not a curated record
UCAUCACUCCCCACAAUAUCUCCUUCGUUUACCACACAAAAGUACCCAAAAGAUUUGACCACAUUCAAUGGCAGCCAUGGCAACAACCCUCACCUCACUGUCUUCAAGCCCCAAACCAUCUUUCUUAGACCACAAGUCAUCCUUCCAUGGCACCCCAAUUGCUUCUCGCUUCACUCCCAUUAAAUCCUCCUCUCCAAACUCCACAAUUUCCAUGUCCUUAACUCCUCCUUAUGACUUACAGUCCUUUAAAUUUCAACCCAUCAAAGAGUCCUAUGUCGCUCGUGAAAUGACACGCCGUUACAUGAUGGACAUGAUUACCUAUGCUGACACUGAUGUUAUCAUCGUUGGCGCCGGCUCUGCAGGUCUCUCUUGUGCUUACGAGAUUAGCAAAAACCCCAACAUAUGUGUUGCCAUAAUUGAACAAUCUGUUAGCCCUGGUGGAGGCGCAUGGCUUGGUGGCCAACUAUUUUCAGCUAUGGUUGUCCGCAAACCAGCUCACAGAUUCCUUGAUGAGCUUGGCAUCCCAUAUGAUGAACAAGAGGACUACGUCGUGAUCAAGCAUGCAGCUUUGUUCACAUCAACAAUCAUGAGCAAGCUUUUGGCCAGGCCUAACGUGAAGUUGUUCAACGCUGUUGCUGCUGAGGAUUUGAUAGUGAAGGGAAACAGAGUUGCCGGAGUGGUAACUAACUGGGCUUUGGUGUCUAUGAACCAUGACACACAAUCUUGCAUGGACCCAAAUGUGAUGGAGGCUAAGGUUGUGGUGAGUUCUUGCGGGCAUGAUGGACCUUUUGAAGCUACUGGAGUCAAGAGAUUGAAGAGUAUAGGGAUGAUUGAUAGCGUCCCUGGAAUGAAGGCACUGGAUAUGAAUGCUGCAGAAGAUGCAAUUGUCAGGCUUACCAGGGAGAUUGUGCCCGGUAUGAUUGUUACAGGAAUGGAAGUUGCAGAGAUCGAUGGAGGCCCAAGAAUGGGUCCAACAUUUGGAGCAAUGAUGAUAUCAGGGCAGAAGGCAGCACAUUUAGCCUUGAAGGCAUUGGGGCAGCCUAAUGUAAUAGAUGGGACCUUCAGCGAAGCUGAAAGGGUACAGCCAGAGUUUGUUCUUGCUGCUGCUGAGACAGAGGGGACGGUGGGUGCUUGAAAAUAUUUGAUAGGAAAUUUGAGUUUUAGGGAAUGGAGUAAAAAAGAAAGAUGUGGAUGAAAAUAAGCCGGUUUGAUAGGUUGAUUAUGGAUAAAAGGUGGAAUUCUGCUUUGAUUUUUGGUUAAAUUGAGUUACAAUUAAUGUUCAUAUAAUAAAAAUCUUGGUCUGAGAUUUUAUUAUACUGCAAAGUCUGCAUCUUCUUUCUUUGAGCUUUAAAGUGCAUUAAAAUAAAAGCACGUCCUACCUCUUAUUAGUUGAAG